Messenger RNA from Pistacia vera, 1089 nucleotides. RefSeq lists its product as uncharacterized. The coding region runs from base 87 to 854 and encodes 255 amino acids. The record is from RefSeq and is a predicted model, not a curated record. The transcript has 5 exons. Lineage: Eukaryota; Viridiplantae; Streptophyta; Magnoliopsida; Sapindales; Anacardiaceae.
AGAAAAAAUAAAAAACCGACAUAACAGUUUAAGUCGUCCGCUGCGACUACACACACUCAGUCAAGAGAGUGGAAAGAGUGAAUGAAAUGCUUUUUACAUCGAAAUUGGGGCCAAACGCUCCAGGUCUCGGGGACUCCGCCGUUCCUCGAAACGGUGACUCCUCGCUUAUCCUCCUUCUCCGGCCGUCCGGCCUGAGCCUUCCGGUUAGAUCUCGGCGGUUCGCUUCGCUGUCCGUACGCUCGGAGUAUGCGGCUUCAACGGAGCCGUCGGUUUCGUCUCGGUACACGUCGUCAGUCGGUUCGGCGUCGUCGUCAUUUGUUCAGGUUUCACAGUGGAACCUCACGCAGCGCCACGUCGUCGUGCUCAAUGUCAUCGCUUGCGCGGCAGCAGUUUCAGCGACCUGGCUCUUCUUCUCUGCGAUUCCGGCUCUUCUGGCUUUCAGAAGAGCAGCAGAAUCGCUAGAGAAGUUGAUGGAUGUCACAAGGGAAGAGCUUCCUGAAACAAUGGCAGCUGUCAGAUUAUCAGGCAUGGAGAUCAGUGACUUAACAAUGGAGCUUAGCGAUUUAGGCCAGGAGAUUACCCAAGGUGUUAGGAGCUCAACUAGAGCUGUUCGCUUAGCUGAGGAGAGAUUGCGACGGUUAACUAACAUAACUCCACCUAACAUUAAUCCAUCAGUUUCACUGCAGGAGGUAGCGAGCCAAAAUCCUGAUGCAGGUGGACCUGUACUGGCUAGAACUGCAAGGGGUGUAAGGGAGGGCAUCGUUAAGGGUCGAAUGAUCUUGCAAAUGUUUUUCUCGCUGACCCAAUUUUCGAGGAUGGCCCUUAACUAUUUCGCUAGUCGUGCUAAGAAAUAGAUUUAUACCAGCAAGCAUUGUGGUGAGGUAAAACAUGAAUAGUUUCUUCUGUAAAAAGAAUGUGUAGUUUUUCCGCUGCAGUCACCUUUGCUGUGAUAUUUUAAUGUUGUGGCUGCUCGACAGUGAGUUAUAUUAACUUGUUCUUGUUGUCAAAAAAUGUAAUAGGAAUUUCUCUUUUGGGUAGUAAAUGCUUUUUUUUUCCUCCUUUAAAUAGACUAAACACCAUUCAGCUUUA